Stylophora pistillata is the source of this 1983-nucleotide messenger RNA. RefSeq lists its product as uncharacterized. The record is from RefSeq and is a predicted model, not a curated record. NCBI's taxonomy places the organism in Eukaryota, Metazoa, Cnidaria, Anthozoa, Scleractinia, Pocilloporidae.
UUGAAGAAAACAAAACAUGGCGGCGGAGCCGAAGCCGUUGAAAACGCCUGAAAUGUCACCAACAGUUGGGAAAAGUGUAUCGUCAUGACCAGGAUCUAUUUCUCCUGCACUUACGCAUUUCUCUGGGGCCUUAAUGGAGCUGGAUGAAUACAGACCAUCUAUUGCAGACCAAGUCCGCAUUGGUUACUUCAGUCAAGACAGGUCUUCACAAACUGAUGCCUCUGAAAUAGCACAGCUGAAGGAGAUGACAGAAGUCUUACAAAAUCUUGUCAGGGACAUUGAAAACCUGAAAAGGAGUUUGCAUUAUGCUAAACAUGUUCUCCAUGCAGAUUAGGAGAAUAAACUACAAGAGAGAGCUUUGGACUUAUAUUGUAGAGUUAAUGACAGAAUAUUGGAGAUGGAGAAACAGCAUGAAGAGCGUGUCAAUGUGAUCAGAAGAAGCUAUCGUCAACAGCUUGCUGAUGCUAUAACGCAGAUCUCAAGCCAACACCAGGAGUAUUAUGCAAAAAAGAACAAGCAAGACAAAGCCAGAUUUUCUGAAAAGCUCAAAAAGGUCCAAGACGACGAUGAAGAAAAGAAAAAAGCUAAACAACAGCAGGACUCCAUCAUAGAGAUGAUGAAGAUGCAAAUGAGAGAUGCACAGGAGAGAGCCGAUAGAGAACUGCAGGACGUACUCAACAGACCCAAAUCAGCAAGUAGUGUUUAUACAGAUCCUGAGAUUUAUGACCUGCGAGAGGAAAUUGAGAAAUUAGAGAACAAAGUGGAUGAUUUGAUGAAUGAACUGGAUGACAAAGAAGCUGAAAACAGACGCUUAGCAACUGAUAUUGACGAUUUAAAUGAACAACUUAGAGGUGAACGACAGCAAAUCCAACAGUUGAAAAAAGAUCUGUCCGAUGCUUUGCUCGAAGCUGAACAUGAUCGAAACAACUUCAAAGCUGAGCUGUCUAUUGAUCAAGAAUCUUCUCACAAGUUAAAUGACGAGGUCAAAACUGUGGAUCAAACCACCAUGUUCUUCCUCCUGCAAAAACAGAGAGCACAGCUUCAAAGAGAGAUGGACAGCAAGCUACAGGAGACCAAAAGCAAUUUGAUGGCAGCUUCGCGGAAACAAGUUGCGGAGCUUCAGAGAGCUCAUGACCAGAAGAUUAAAGAACAGGAGAUUUUGAAGGAGAAGAGAAAGUUGUUGGAGAGUCGGCAAACUGAGUCCACCACUCUUGCACCAUCUGAAAGCACCACUGUCACCCGACGACUACUUACCGAGCGGGUUCCAGUAGUCCACUAUGAGCCAGGCGUCCUGGUGUCCAGGCUCAGGCGAAUGGAGAAGCCUCAGCUAGAUGAGUCUGAGAAAGAUGAGUUGCUGAGAAAAUUACAAAAACUGGAAAAGAAACAGAGAGCUGAGAUUGUAAGGCUGCAAAAAGAACUUGACAGAGUGAACAGAACCUGGGAAAUGAAAGUCACCAUUUUGCAAAAAACGUUACACGCACUGAAGGACGAAAGUUUCUUGAGAACUUCCCUUCAACGACAAGCGGCCAGACUUCAGCAAGCUGCUGUGGUGUAUGCGAGUGAUGGUCCUGCAGUUAUCGUCAAAGAUAGGAAAGAUUACACGGCAAGGCCAUUUAGAACCCUGGUACUGCCUGAUGACACCAAGCACACAGAACCCGACAACACAGCUGAAAGACCGGUCGCGGGUACACCCUUCACCGAGGAUCGACCAACUUCUGCUCUGCCUUUGGAAAACGAACCACGCUUAGAGAGUAACAAAGACGCAAGCUUGAUAGCCAAUCCAGGAGUCGAUGAUAUUGGGACACAAGAAAAGAAUGACAAUUCGUCGAUGUUAGAAAGUUCAACUUCGGCGCACCAUGUAGUAGAUCCCGUGUGAAUUAAAGUGCCAUCUUCCUUGUUAUCCACUAAAGUAUUUGUUAUUUGCUCGUUUUGACGUUGUAAGGGAGACGUGGAAGAGACAUUAAACUAUUUAUUCUGGCGCAA